Molecule: messenger RNA, 714 nt
Organism: Mucor mucedo
Lineage: Eukaryota; Fungi; Mucoromycota; Mucoromycetes; Mucorales; Mucoraceae
Product: 30S ribosomal protein S7e
Exons: 2
Coding region: 105-668 (187 amino acids)
Biological process (GO): translation; ribosomal small subunit biogenesis; rRNA processing
Cellular component (GO): cytosolic small ribosomal subunit; 90S preribosome; small-subunit processome
Molecular function (GO): structural constituent of ribosome
Source: RefSeq, a predicted model, not a curated record
AAAAAAAAAAAAAAAAAAAAAAAGAAAAAAAUUGAAAUAUUUGGCAAAACGCUCAUGUCAAAAUUAAUUUCAUCAUUUUACAAAUAAAAUAUAGCUGUCAAAUAAUGUCUCUCAAGAUUGUCAAACUUGGUGGUGUUCAACCCGAUGAGCUUGAGCUUACUGUUGCUCAAGCCCUUGUAGAUUUAGAGAGCUCUGUUCCUGAAUCAAGAUUUGUUACUAUUACAGCAGCCAAGGAGAUUGAGCUCGGUGGUGGUAAGAAGGCCAUUGUUGUAUUUGUUCCUGCUCCUAUUCAAAAGGCAGUUCAAAAGGUCCAAACUAAGCUUACUCGUGAGCUUGAAAAGAAGUUUUCAGACCGUCAUAUUGUGUUCGUUGCCCAGCGACGUAUCUUGGCUGUUCCUACUCGUCGUAACACUGGCAAACAACCUCGUCCCAGAUCUCGUACUUUGACUGCUGUUCAUGAUGCUAUCUUGGACGAUCUUGUGUUCCCUACCGAGAUUAUUGGUAAGAGACUUCGCCAAAAGGUGGAUGGUAGUAAGACACUCAAGGUAUUCCUUGAUACAAAGGAUGCUACCUCUCUUGAAUACAAGAUUGAUUCUUUCUCUGCAAUCUAUAAGAAGCUCACUGGUAAGGAUGUCACUUUUGAGUUCCCUGCUGCUGUUGAGUUCUAAGUAAUGAAAAAAAUAAAUAAAUAAUAAAAAACCGCGGUUAUAUUUU